AUGGAGCGGCGAAACAAUACUUCCACCGCUACUGUUGAUGCUACUGAGGAUCACUCCUCGAUGGGGUGGCAAGCCGCCUAUCCUUCACACUCGGAUGGGGGAGCCUUUCAGCCAGCGAGCCUCCAGAAUUAUGGCAUUUGCGGUGCGACGACACUACUGUCUGCGAUAGACAAGAGGAAAGCAUCCAACGCGUCAUUCUCUCUCUUCGAUCUUGGCGAGAAUGGUGCUGAUGAGGUGCAUCUCAAUAGCUGCUCCCCACUUGCUGCUCUAACCUCAGCAUUGGAGAACGUUGAACAUGCUUCGGAACAGAUGUUGGAUUUACUGAACUGUUCGUCUUCGUGGGGCCCAUCUGUAUGCUGCAGGGUGACAGUCCCAUCGUGGGACACUCCCGGGGCGGCGGAAUGCAUACAACGCGAACUUCGUCUCGCAACAUUCCUGUGCCUCCGUGCGGUGGUAGUGCCUCUUCCGGAAUGCGGUGACGACGGCAAGGACGAGACAGCCGCGUUUGCAGCGUCUGUUGCUGUUCUCGGGGCGCACCUGCGUCAGACCCAAAUAACACAUAUCUGGGUGGACUGUGACGCGACGUGUCAGUCGCACCGAGUCGCCUACUCCCGUCUCCGCACGGUUCUUCUUUGGGGUGGUGCUCCGCCCGCCGCAGUGGGCGCGCCGAGUUCUGUGUCCCGCGAAGUUGUCCACAGGGUUGCACCAUACUUGCACUUCUCCCAAACUUUUGGCGCUCUCCCGUCGGAGUGGCUCGGAGAGCCGAUUAUUGCCUUUGAGGUUCCCAGUGUGGACAAGCUGUUGCGCGCGCUGCGGCCCGGCGCGAAAGGGUUUCAGAGCGUGCAGCUGCCGAGCGACGUGAUGCCCUUUGUUGCUUCUUAUUGGGCAGCCGCGCAGCCCCCUUUUUUGUCUUUGGGGGCGUUCGUGGUGGAGUUGCUGCGGCGACGCGCAGCACCCGUUUUUCCUGCUAACUACUUUUUGGAAUCCUACGCACUGGUAAACCAACUCUGCGAGAGGUGCGUGGUGGACAAUGGGAAGGACUUCUUUGCAGCUUUUGAGGACGUCCUAGAGUUGCCAUUACAACCUCUGGGCCACAUGCUGCCUAGCGGUGCCUACGAGGUGUUUGAACAGGAUCGCAAAAAGUACCAGCAGUACUAUGUGGCGAUGCGCAGCUACUUUCGCGAGUGGCUGACGCACCGCGAGGAAUGGAGUCAUUGGCGAAUGUGGUGUCGAUGCCACGAUGGUGCGGAAUCCGGUGCAACGGAGGAUGCGGUUUACGUUGUUCUUCUUGGGGCAGGUCGUGGCCCUCUUAUUGGAGAGUGUCUUGCUGCUGCAACGGAUGUUGGUGUGCGUGUUCACCUUUUCGCAGUAGAAAAAAACCCGGAGGCGGUAGAAUUCGUUCGACUGCGGCUCCGCGCCGACCAACAGUGGCGUCAGUGGAUGCAUUGCUGUGGGCACGUUGUGGAGACAAUCCACGCGGACGGUCGCAGUGUGACUAUGUCCAAUGGNCCGCUGCCACCACGGUGGGGCUUGUGCGAUCUUGUUGUGUCAGAGCUGCUGGGGAGCUUUGGUGACAACGAGCUGAGCCCGGAGUGCAUUGAUGGCUUCUAUGCAGACCUGCAGUGCCACCAGACGUCGGCGGGGCUGCCGUCAAACCCACACGUGGUAUCCAUUCCUAUGCACUACACUGCGUGGAUCGCACCGCUGCACUCGGGGUGGAUGGAGGAAGCCGUUGCCGAUGCCGCUGUGUCAGGCCUCUCAGUGCUGCCGCCGUGGUGUCGCGACGGACGUGCGUCGUUGUUUCAUUCUAUGUUUGUUAGCAACCUUUGCCGUGCCGUUGCGCUGUCACCACCGCAAGCCUGUUGGACGUUUCAUCACUUCUCAGAAGGGGAGCAGCGAAAGGAACGAGACGUCACACUCAAUUUUAGCGUUGACAGCAGCGGACGCUGCUGCGGAUUUGUUGGAUAUUUCAGCGCCCUGUUGUACGAACUCAACGACGCCACAAGGGGCGGGGACAAUGCAGGGGUUGGCAAAGCCCCUAUCGCUCUCUCGACUCUCCCGGAUGGACGAACAGAGGGAAUGUUCAGCUGGUUUCCAUGUGUGUUUGCCGUGGAGCCACGCGAUGUGAUGGAGGUGCGGGCGGGUUCAACAUUACAGCUCCGCCUGCGGCGCUGUGUCAAUAAGGGGGAUCUGCGUGUGUGGUACAGCUACGAUGCCGCAGUGCUACAGGGCGCCGAAGAGGGGGUGAAGACUGAAACAGCAGCGAUUAAUGAAGGUGGAUGGGCGGCCUCUGUUCUUUUGUCGUCGUAA
Messenger RNA from Trypanosoma grayi, 2310 nucleotides. Its product is annotated as putative arginine N-methyltransferase, type II. The transcript has a single exon. Gene Ontology annotation, biological process: regulation of DNA-templated transcription. NCBI's taxonomy places the organism in Eukaryota, Euglenozoa, Kinetoplastea, Trypanosomatida, Trypanosomatidae. Gene Ontology annotation, cellular component: nucleus; cytosol. Bases 1 to 2310 code for a protein of 769 amino acids. The record is from RefSeq and is a predicted model, not a curated record.